GUUUUUGUUGUUUUUUAUUACUUGCCCUAAAGAAAAGUCAUCAUUAUAUUUAUUUUUAAUAUACAGUUUUAUAUCUAAUCUACAAUCAUGUCGGAUGACUCCAAUAAUAAUCCAAAACAUAUGCCAAUUGAAGAAUCAAUACUAUCGGCACAAAAGAUCUAUCUAGAUACAAUUCAAACAAAUGACAUUUGCAAAGGAUUGGCCGAAUUAGAGCCUCAUGUGAGCAAGAGCAUUUAUCAUAGUUUUCUCAAAUGUGUUGGCCUUAUUAUCAUUGCGUUUUCAUCAAUGAGCAAGGAGGAUAUUGAUAAAGCGCAUGAAAGUUUAACAGUGUUGGCCAAACAGACCAAUAAGAUCCGCAAACAUGGCAUUUUGAUUAGUGCACUGAAAAUUGUCAAAACACCCAACUAUAACAAAUACACCGACUUGGAGUUGCAUGCUGAAUUGUUGCAUACAUUCUACCUGUCCAUGAGUGCACUCAUAUGCGGUAUGGAAACGCAUAACAUCUACGGACUCAUUAAAGUUGCCUAUCGUUUGCAAAAGUUUAUCAAAAACUUUAAGGGCUGUCGUGUGAUACUGAAGAAGAGGAAACAAUGGGAGAACGAGACGUCGAGACAGAACUUCGAGGCCGGCGUGCGGUUCGCCAAUGGGCUCAAGAAUCUGGCCAUCAGUCAAAUACCACCAAAGAUCCUGAGAAUAAUCAACAUUUUGGGCUAUAAGGGACAGGAGAGUGUGGGUCUGGAGGAGUUGAACAAGGCCGCUUUCGAGUUGCCCGGUAUGAACGCCCGGUUCGCCCGUACGUUCUUCAUUGUGUACUGGCUUUACGGCAAAUCUCACGGCGGGUUAGGACUCAACAAAGACAUGAAACACUGCGAAGAGGUUAUUCGCAAAGAGCUCGGCGAACACCCAAAGAGCAUCGUGUACCUGGGUGCCCUGGCCAAACUGGAACAAGUGAAGGGCAAUUUGGACACAUCCAUAGCCAUGAAUGAGGAGCUGCUGAAGAAUGAAUAUACGGCUUUCCAUAAGGCGGUCCACUUUGAGCUAAUGUUUUCUCACGCGCUUAAGUCUGAUUGGGACGCGUGUAUCAAAUACGCGGAACUCGUGCGCAAAGGCACUGAACACUCGCCCACUUAUACCACU
Molecule: messenger RNA, 1137 nt
Organism: Medioppia subpectinata
Lineage: Eukaryota; Metazoa; Arthropoda; Arachnida; Sarcoptiformes; Oppiidae
Source: the annotation of a GenBank genome assembly